Miscanthus lutarioriparius is the source of this 600-nucleotide messenger RNA. The record is from the annotation of a GenBank genome assembly. NCBI's taxonomy places the organism in Eukaryota, Viridiplantae, Streptophyta, Magnoliopsida, Poales, Poaceae.
AUGCCCAUGCGCUCCCGCUCCGUCGCGCUCCUCCGCCACCUGGCGCGGCCGCGGGCGGCGUCGACGGCUCCACCCGUCACCGCGGCCAGCAUUCGCAGGGAGCUUAGCCUUCUCAGGGAUCUUGUGAAAGUUCAGGCCAAGGUUGUCGAGUCCAGGAGGCUGUACGAUCGGUUCAUCAGGAGGAUCUUCCCGGUCGUGGUGGCAGUGUUACUGCUUGUUGAAUGGAAUCAGGACGCUUCUAUCAAGGAGCUGAAGGAGAGCGUCACCAAGCUCAAGGAGGAGAAGGAGAAGGCGGCUUCCACGACGAUGGCAUCAAGCUCUGCUAUGCCUGCCUCUGAGGCUGAGGCUGAGUCUGAGCCGACCGUCGCCAUGCUCAAGGAGGAGAAGGACAAGGCGGCUUCCGCUACGACGUCAUCAAGCUCUGCUAUGCCUGCCUCUCAGGCUGAGUCUGAGCCGACCGUCGCCAUGCUCAAGGAGAAGAAGAAGGCGGCUUCCGCGACGACGGCAUCAAGCUCUGCUAUGCCUGCCUCUGAGCCUGAGUCUGAGCCGACCGUCACCAAUGGCACGUCCUGCGUGGGGGCUCAACUUGAUCCACGCUAG